Messenger RNA from Parathielavia appendiculata, 3855 nucleotides. Its product is annotated as CNH-domain-containing protein. Bases 1 to 3855 code for a protein of 1284 amino acids. The transcript is spliced from 4 exons. Gene Ontology annotation, biological process: intracellular signal transduction. The record is from RefSeq and is a predicted model, not a curated record. Gene Ontology annotation, molecular function: guanyl-nucleotide exchange factor activity. Lineage: Eukaryota; Fungi; Ascomycota; Sordariomycetes; Sordariales; Chaetomiaceae.
AUGGCCGACUACCAGCGUGACCAGUUGCCGCCGCCGAGGCGGCCGCCGCAGCAACAGUACGGCGAAAGCAACUACCAGCGGGAUGCCGCAUUUUCCAGCAUUUUCGGCGCCGCCCCUCCCCCCGGCCGCUCGCAGACUAUGACCUCGUCCGUUCCUCCGCCCCAGUUCAUGCAAGAUGGACGCACCCACACAAUGUCGUCCACGACAUCGACCAUGUCGGAUAUGCGGGGGCCGCCACCCCAGCGACCUCCACAACGUCCGCCUCCAGGAGGUGAUUAUCGUGAGCAACCCGCUCCUCCUCGGCCGCGGCCCAAUGAUGCUGGUCCGGCGUAUGGAUACUAUCAGAGCCAGCAGCGCUCGGUCUCAGGCGGCCAGCAGGUCCCAUCGCCGCAAUAUCUCCAACAGCAGCAGCAGGCACGGCGGCCAUACCCAGGCGGUCCGCCUCCCCAGCAGCCGGGCCCGCCACGGCUCGACCCUUCACGUGGAGCUCCGCCCCCUCAAGGCUACUACAAUAAUGCGCAACGGACCCCCCCGCAGCCAUUCUACCCCGACCGGAGACCUGCGCCUGCUAUGAACUCGGACCCAUAUCGAUCGCAGUCGCUGGCUAACUUCCCCCGGCCUCAGAUGCAUCAGCCUCCACCACAGCCUUAUCAACAGCAACAGGUGCCGGCCAACGCCUUCCGACAUGCUCAGUACAACCAACAUUCGGCCCGGACCACGGCGCAGGGGCGUGUCGUUCCGGAGCGGCACAUGGAAGACCGGUCUAUGACCAUGACUGGCUAUCCUUCGCACGACCGAGACGCGCAUCAGACCAUGAGCGGCCGUGUGAUUCCGAACAGAAGACCGGUUGGCGCCGUUUCCCCGCACGCCGACUAUGGGGGGAGUCAUGGCUCGCCAAACCCCGGGUAUGCGUCUGGUUACGGUCCGCCGGGGUCUCAAACAAGGACCACCAGCGUGGCGUCAUCAAUGGGCCACGACAGCACAAGGUCUAUGUCGAUGGCCUCCACAAUAGCGGCCCCCUCGAUAGCGCCGAGUGAAAAAACAGACACGCAGACCCUCGUGCAGCGUACGUCGAUGAGCAACUCGGUCAACGGCGAACGCCCGCCCACCGCCAAGAUAAGGCCACCCAUCGUUUAUCCUGCGCUCCUCUCCCGCGUGGCCGAGUGUUUCCGCCAAAAAAUUGUCACGGGCGACCGGACAAAGAACGAGCUCACCUACAAGAAUGCCUUCAGCGGUGCCGAGGCCGUCGAUGUUCUUUCGUACAUUAUCAGGACUACCGACAGGAACCUGGCGUUGCUUCUCGGUCGGGCCCUCGAUGCGCAAAAGUUCUUCCAUGACGUGACGUACGAGCACCGACUUCGCGAUUCGACCUAUGAAAUGUACCAGUUUCGGGAAACCAUGACGGAAGAGCCUGAAGAGAAACCGGCUGUCAACGGCGUCUUUGUUUUGCUGACCGAAUGCUACUCGCCCACGUGCACGAGAGAUCAGCUGUGCUACUCGAUCGCUUGCCCACGACGACUGGAGCAAGUGUCACGGUUGAAUCUCAAGAUGGGCCCUGGCCUCAAGAGGGAAGGGGAUGUGCCCGUGAAUGACGACGACGCAGACCAGACGGACGAGCAGAAACUGUGGAUCAAUAGUGUCUCCAAGGAAAUUGCCGACAGCAUAUCCGACCGCGAGAAAAAGAGGCAGGAAGUCAUCUCGGAGAUUUGCUACACAGAACGAGAUUUCGUCAAGGACCUGGAGUACCUGCGCGACUUCUGGAUCUACCCUCUGAGAGGCAAGAUCAACGGCAUGUCGCCCAUUCCGCCUCAGAGGAGGGAACGGGUUGUUCGAACCAUCUUCAGCAAUAUUAUCGAUUCCCCGAGUAUUCACGGCGUCAGCUCCAGGUUUGCUAGGGCCUUGACCGAGCGGCAGCAAAAGACCCCGGUGGUCAAGAGCUUGGGCGACAUCUUCCUCGAGUUCGUGCCGCAGUUCGAGCCAUUCAUCCUUUACGGGUCGAGGCAGCUCGAGGGCAAGUACGAGUUUGAGAACGAGCGCUCGAUCAACAAGGACUUUGCGAGAUUUGUCGAUGAGGUGGAGCGGCGGAGAGAGUCGAGAAAGCUGGAGCUCAACGGCUACCUGACCAAGCCGACGACGAGAUUGGCUAGGUACCCGCUUCUCCUCGAGAACGUGCUCAAGUACACGGAGCCCGACAACCCGGACAAGGAGGACAUUCCAAAAGUCUUGACCAUGAUCAGAGACCUUCUGACCCGGGUUAAUGCCGAGUCCGGCAAGGCCGAGAAUCGCUUCAACCUGAGGCGUCUCCACGAGCAGCUCAGGUUCCGUCCGAAUGAAAAGGUGGAUCUCAAGCUUACGGAUGAGGGCCGAGAGCUGGUGUUCAAGAGCCAAUUCAAGAAGACGCCUACUGAGAAUGCCGACAUUACCGCCUUCCUAUUUGACCACGCCGUGCUUCUUGUGCGCAUCAAGCAGGUGGGCAAGACGGAGGAGUUCAAGGCUUAUCGCAGGCCUAUUCCGCUGGAGCUGCUCUCGAUCAAGGAGAUGGAGGAAGUGAUACCCCAGGCCGGCGCGGUGAAGCGCUCGUCAUCGAGUCUUCUCCCGGCCCUUCGCACCCCUAGUAUCGAAACGAAAAAAGGCGAAGGCUGGCCAGUUACGUUCCGCCAUCUCGGAAAGAACGGCUACGAGUUGACUCUGUAUGCGUCCAAUCAGUCGGGACGACAGAAGUGGCUCGAGCUCAUCGACGCGGCCCAGCAGAAGCUCAGGGCCCGGGCCGACUUCCUCAACACGACCGUCAUCACGUCGGGCUUCUUUGCUGGCGCAAAUAAGGUCAACUGUGUGGCACCAUUCGACGGCGGGCGCAAGCUUAUUUACGGAACCGACAACGGCAUAUACAUGUCAGAUCGCAGGUCCAAGGAUAAUGCGACGCCCAAGCGUGUUAUCGACGUGCCUAGCGUGACGCAGGUCGAUGUCCUGGAGGAGUAUCAGCUGCUGCUUGUGCUCUCGAACCGGUCGCUCCUGUCGUACCAGCUCAGCGCCCUAGAUCCCAACGAGCCCAUCUCGUCCAAGCGGGCCAAGAAGAUCCAGAGCCACUGCAACUUUUUCAAGACGGGCAUCUGCCUCGGGCGCCACCUGGUGUGCUGCGUCAAGAGCUCGGCGCUGUCGACAACCAUCAAGGUCUACGAGCCCAACGAUGCCAUGUCGCGCACCAAGAAGCAAAAGGGCCUCAGCAAGAUGUUCAACGCCGGCCAGGACGAGCUCAAGCCGUUCAAGGAGUUCUACAUACCGACCGAGUCCAGCUCGGUCCACUUCCUCAAGUCCAAGCUCUGCGUCGCGUGCGCACGCGGGUUCGAGGUGGUGUCGCUCGAGACGCUCGAGACGCAGUCGCUGCUCGACCAGGCCGACACGUCACUCGACUUUGUCGCGCGCAAGGAAGGCGUCAAGCCAAUCCACAUUGAGCGGCUCAACGGCGAGUUCUUGCUCAACUACUCGGAAUUCUCGUUCUUCGUCAACCGCAACGGCUGGCGGGCCAGGCCCGAGUGGCGGCUCGACUGGGAAGGGUCGCCGCAGGCGUUUGCCCUGUCGUAUCCCUGGAUCCUGGCGUUUGAGCCGAAUUUUAUCGAGCUCAGGCAUAUUGAGAAUCUGGCGGUGCAUAUUGUGCCGCAUCGGAAUAUCCGCAUGUUGCAUACUAGUACACAUGAGAUCAUCUUUGCGUACGAGGACGAACGCGGCGAGGAUGUUGUGGAGGCCAUUGAUUUCUGGAAGAGCCAGAGGAAGUCGGAGAUGUAUCCCGCCGGUGUCAACCCGGGGUCGCCGCCGGGUAGUUCGGCGGGCCCGCCGCGUCUGAACUUGGGGCAAUGA